AUGGAUUUCCGUCGUCUCCUCUUCCUCCUCCUCGUCAUCUCCGCAUCCACCGACUCUUCCGCCGCCGCAUCUUUUCCGUCUGCCUAUGAGGUCCUCCAGCAGUUCGAGUUCCCAGUGGGCCUCCUGCCCGAGGGGAUCACAGCAUACGACCUGGAUACCGGGACGGGCAGUUUCUCGGCCCAGCUGAACGCCACGUGCAGCUUCGAGCUCGAGAACAAGUACACGAUCCGGUAUGAGCCCAUCAUCGAGGGCGUGAUCAUGACAGGGAGGAUCGAGGACCUGAAGGGUGUGAGCGUCAGGGUCCUGAGCAUGGUGUGGCUCAGCGUGGUGCGUGUGGUCAGGGCAGGGCCAAAACAUUAA
This is a messenger RNA of Punica granatum (pomegranate), 360 nucleotides long. Lineage: Eukaryota; Viridiplantae; Streptophyta; Magnoliopsida; Myrtales; Lythraceae. The record is from RefSeq and is a predicted model, not a curated record.